AAACUUGACUUCUCGUUAUUCUCAUUUCUGUUUUUCUCUCUGCGUUUGCGCCUCGGAACCGCAGACAGAUUGCAGCAAAAGCAAAGUAUUGUUGUGCAGUUUCAUUACAGCAUUCGGUGAAAGUGGAGAAAGAGCAGAACUGAGCGCAUUCCAUAUAAAAUAAGCAUAACAAUUACAAUUCAUUUCCCUCCAUUCACGCACACUUGCUAACCGGGGAAGUAAACAAAUUGCUAUUGUAUAUUGUCCCCUGUCUGCGUGUGAAUAAUAGGUAAGGCAUAAUGUGCUCGUGGCCAAAAUCAAUGGGGCUACUCUGAACGCCAGCAAUUAUCAGUAUCACUCGGUAGUGGAGCAACGAACACCAUCCGAUUCCCGGAUCAUAGAAAUAUUUCUUCAAGACUCGGAUAUGGUUAAGGUAUGGGGCACAAAUUUGACCGCCAUAACCUGGGCCCAUGCGGUCAACAGUCAAUCAUUACUGGACGAGGUCCUCACCGAAACAGGUAACAUCGACUUCAUCGAGGCCGAUAUUGUUCUGGGCAAACUAAAUGGCGAGGGUGAGGAUAUGCCAGUGAUGGCCCAUCCGCCGGCCAUUAUUUCCGAUCUCACACUGGCGGAAUUCCUUAAACAAAUCAUGGCAUUUAACCGGGAUCACGAGGGUCAGGAAAAGGGCGUCAAACUCGACUUUAAGUCGAUCGAGGUCUUCGAGGGCUCCCUAGACAUCCUGGACGAGAAUGUUCCUAACAUGUUAGGUUACCCUGUUUGGAUAAACGCCGACAUCCUGAGUGGUCCCGUGGAUCAGAAUAAAACAGUGCCCGUGGAUGCGAACCGCUUCUUCGCCGGCUGCAUGCGCUAUAAGCAGGCCGCGCUCUCGAUUGGCUGGACAACCAAUUGGGGCGCCGACUUCCGGGAUGGGGAGUACACACAGGAUCAAUGCGAUGCCAUGCUUGAGUCACUGACUGCCAACAAUGUCCUGGCCACCGGUCAGGCUAUCACCUUUCCCGUCCGCGCUGGCAUCGCCGCCAACAGCGAGGAGCAACUGCAUCGACUGGUUGCCGCGGUCAACGAAACGAAUGAGAGCACCCUGACCAUCUGGUCAUCCGACGGCGACUAUGUGGAUGUGGACAAGCUGCGCAAGUUGAUCUUUGGGUUUGGGGUGGAACGAGUCUACCUCGACGUUCCGGAGGAGCUGGCCUCGCGAUUGGAUCUGGGAAAUUCGGACAGCGGUGCCAGCACCUUCAGGUCCCUGUUUGGAUUCAGUUUCGUCAGCCUCUGCUUUUGGGCUUUAUCCAGCUGGCUUCAGCGGAUAUAAUGGUGUUUAGUAGGUGUUUAACAUAGUUACAGUUGUCAAGUGGAUUUAACAAUAAAUAGUUUUUAUAAACAUUU
This is a messenger RNA of Drosophila gunungcola (fruit fly), 1380 nucleotides long. RefSeq names its product protein FAM151B. Bases 404 to 1306 code for a protein of 300 amino acids. The transcript is spliced from 4 exons. NCBI's taxonomy places the organism in Eukaryota, Metazoa, Arthropoda, Insecta, Diptera, Drosophilidae. The record is from RefSeq and is a predicted model, not a curated record.